AUGGAGCUGCUUCAUAUUAAAACACCUCUGCUUGAGAGCCAUGCUAUGACAAAACUGACAGGAUUUCCUGUUUACUUGAAGCUAGAGAACGUACAACCACCAGGAUCCUUCAAGAUUCGAGGAAUUGGAAAUUUGUGCCAGAAGGUUUGAUCAUCAUAAUAUCCUGUUCCCAGGGCUCACCGCUUUCUCUGCAUAAUUUUUGAUAAACUUCCUGCUUUAAUUGUCAAUUUUUUAGUUUUUAUUUAUUCAUAUGACAGUUACGUCCAAGUUAUUGGCUUGUUAAUCUGGAUUCAAAUAUCUUCCGGACUUAAAAACACUCAAAGAUGACGAGAGUUUUCUAGUCAGGAGGGACACGUGUUCGAAAAUGAAUGUUUUUGUUAGAAAUCAUAGUUAACGUCACGUUUGCUAAGCAUUGUGUAGUUCAUUGGAAAGAAUUAUGCCCGAAGUUCUGCGGCUUGCUUUUGAAAAGCAACCUAUAUGUAAAUUUGUUACUGGUGGUUCAAGAUUGAGAAACAUUUAUGAGAAUGUGACAGUUGAACGUCUCCGAUUUAUGAGGAAAAUUUACAUGUAAUAGAGGUUAUUUUGGUUGCUUUAGACGAACUUUUGGGUGUUUUAAAGCUAAGACAAGGGUGUGCCAUAGUUGUCGAAACUGCUUUAAACCACUCAAAGGGACAAUUAUAUAGCCAUUAUUGAAUUUUUUUUUAAGAAGUAGAUUGUUAGACAUGCACUAUUGUAGGAUGGAAGGAAAAAUGUUUUAGAAGAGAACAAUUUGUAUCUUAAUAAGUUGAUGUUAGGAAUAAAUAAUCAGUCAUUUCAAAGAAUAGGGUGAGGUUUUUUUUCUGAGUUUAGUGGCUCCUUACUGUCAGAUCAUUUGUUGUAAGGUUUUUGGUAAUAACCUUUUGACCCUCAAGUUACAAGCAUCUACUUUCUCCUUACAAUAUCACCCCUGAACCAAACUUUAAGGUGAUGAGAAUAAAGAAAAUGAUCACCUACCAAAGAAGCUAUUAAAUAUUGAAAAAAUCCUCCUUGUCAGUAUGUAAGGAAAUGUAUAGAGAACAGUGUGGAGAAUAUGCAUACUGAUUUUAUGGUGAUAAAUGAAAACUAGCACUGUAUUUUUUGUUGGUUCCAGGCCAUGCAAAGAGGAUGCAACCAUAUGGUUUGUUCAUCAGGUAUAUUUUGAUAUUUUGGCUUUGAAAGUCUUUAUGGUGGCUAAUUUACAUUAUCAAGUCAGUUGAUAAUACUUGAUUACCCUGUCAUACUCCCCCACCAAUGGAGCUCCACAGUUUCUUUAAAAACUUACCCCUUUAUACAUUUAACCCUUAAACUUCCAGACCAAAUUUGUAAUUCUCUUUGCUGUCAACCAUACAGUUCUUACAAUGUUAAUUCAGAGAAUUAUCCCCAAAUUGAUAUAUUUCUUUAUUCACAUCACCUAUCUGCUUGAUAGUGUACUGAUAUUAUAAGGAGAAAUUCUUUCUUGGUCACUCAUGGGACUUAAAGGGUUAAGUUAGCUUUGAAACUCUUUACAGUGGCCAAUUUACGUUAUCAACUUAGUUGAUAAUAUGUUAUUACCCUGUUAUACUCCCCCACUGAUGCAGCACCACAGUUUCCUUAGAAACUUACCCCCUUUAUUCAUUUUAGUUAGUCCUUUGAAGGUACUUAUCACUAGCCUUGUAAAAGGAUUCUCUGCCCCAAAGGGAUACAGUGCUUUAUUUUGAGCAAGAGGUGUAACUAGAGGGAUUUCCUUAGAGUGGUAAAGGGGAGGUCUAACUAAUCUUUAUCUUAAAAUGAAAAGGCUGGAAAACAAGUUUUUAGAAGUUAGAAAGAGAAAAACUUAGUCUGAGUUGCUCAAUUAAUGGUGGAAUUGUUCUGUCCAUUGCAAAAAGUUUGCUUUUUUAGUGUAUUGUCUUCAAUAAGGUAGAAAAUUUGUUAUCUCUCUAGUGAAAACUAAUUUGACAAUGGGCAACAUUUGGUACAAGUAACGCAAGGUAUCCCUGUGCAAACUAUAUUAGUUACUUCCUCUGCAUUAACCCUUUAAAUCCUAGGAGUGACUGGCAUCUAAUUUCUCCUUACAAGAUUACCCCUGAAUAAAGCAUUAAGGUUAUGAGAAUAAUGGAAAUGAUAAAAAACUAAAGAAGCUCUUGAUUGUCAAACAAAUUCUCCUUUCAGAACCUUAAGAAAUGUAUAGAGAAAGUAAGGUGAAUAUGCAUACUGAUUUUAGGGUGUAAAGGAUUAAUGAGUAGGAAACAGAGUGGCCUACUUGUCAUUGCCCUGGACUCCAGGACAAGAGGUCUGGGUCAAGACCUGACUGGAUCAUUGUCUUGAGUUCUAGAGUUCUUGAGUUCUUCUUCCAGGGGGGAAGGGGAGAAGUAAUUCUUCAAGUUGCUUUAUAGUAAGGAAAUUGUGAUAAGCUGUGGGUAGAUGGGCUGAAAUCAUUGAUUGAAAACUGUGUUGAUGGGUGUCCUUCAUUAACCAACUAUGUUUGUACGAUGUCAGGUGGAAAUGCUGGGCUUGCAGCAGCAUAUGCAGCUAAGAAGCUUAAGAUCCCUUGCUCUGUGAUUGUACCAGGGUCAACACCAAUGUUUAUUGUGGAAAGACUGAGGGAAGAGGGAGCUACAGUUGAAAUCUGUGGCAGUGUAAGUUGAAAGAUAUUACAUGUUCUCUAAUUGUGUUAACAAGUUGUAUAAUUAAAGAAUCCUAGAGGAGCUACAAUUAAAAUAAUUCAAAUUUUUAUGCAUGUCAUAUUGAAAAUUACCACCCACAAGUAGUAAAAUCACACAAAAUUUUAAUUUCAAUUGAUAAAAUAGAUAAUACUAAAUUAGAAAGAAUUAAUCAGGCUGUUAUAAGGAUGGCUAAGGAUGGGAAAAAGUCUGUAUUCCUGCCAAGUGGCCCAUUCAGCAGACCUUAUUUGGGUUUCUGUAACAUUAAGUGACUAGGAAAAUUACUUCUCCCCCCUGGAUAGGAUGCCGAUGCAUUGCAAGGUUACCCUCAGCAUUUCAUCAGGUUAAUCUAACAGUUGGCCAGUACCCAUUUAUACUCCUGGGUGAAAAGUGAAGGAUGGGAAAGAUUGACAUAAAUACUAAACCACAAAUAUGCAAAAUUUACAUAGCUCCUGUUAACCUUUUAACUCCCAUGAGUGACCAAGACAGAAUUUCUCCUCACAGUAUCAAUAUAAUAUCAAUAGAAAAGUGAUGAGGAUAAAGAAAGACAUCAAUUUGGGGAUAUGGUUCAUCCAAUACUAAAUUCUCUGAACUGACAUUAUAAGAAUUGUGUGGUUGACAGUAAAGAGAAUUACAACAAUAACCCUGAACAACAAUUACAUUAACCUCAUGGAGGGUUGCUCUUGGUUUCAAGCAACAAUCACCUCAGUUCAUAAAGGAGUCUAGCAGAGAUUCACAGGAGACAUUUAAGUAGGAAUGGUUUUGAGACUGAUUCUACUUUUUGACUGUUUGAAUAGUCUUGGGAUGAUGCAGAUGCAAGAACUUUAACACUAGCAAAGCAGCCAGGUAAUUAAUAAUGGUAAAUAGGACUGAGUGGAGUCCAAUUCAGUCUGAAAUCAUACAAGUGAUUAACAAAAUUGGAUGCCCCAGAGCAGGAGUCUGAUUUUGCAAUUAUUAGUAUGAUUACAGACAGAAUUGGAAGACACAAAGUCCCAGUUACCAAUUAAUCAUAACUGCUACAAUUACCAAAAGCAAAAAAAAUGCAUUUAGGAUAAAUAUCUCCAGUAGAUACAAUGUCUAAGGUUAAAAAAUUCCUCCGUAUUGGAAAUUCCACAUUUUUUUAAGGAUAAGUGGCUGUUGCUAUGGUUAUUAUGCUCAAUUCUGUGAUUGGUGGAUUUAGCUGAGUGGACUUAUUAUGAUUGGCUGCUUCAACUGUUCAAUUACAGCUGUCCAAUUACAGCCAACCUUCUGACUAUACUGUGUAAUUACAAUUGUACAGAAUGAUUAGUGAAAAAUAAAGUAGCAAAUGCACCAAUCCCAUUUCAGGAAAUUGUAAUUUCCUUUGGUCCCUAAUAGAGAUUGGCUUACAGAAUGGGAUAAGAAUCUGUCAUCAUUGAAAGGUCCUUAUAACUAGUUUAAGUUCUAUACUUAAAGUUCUGUCAUGUGAACAACCAAAAAUUUAGUUCUUGUAACUCACUGUAUGAUUUCAAACUGUUUUGAAUGCUUGGGAAUUGUUUUGUUUACCCUUUAACUUCCAAGAUCUGAUUGUUAAUUCUUCCCUCUAGCUGCUUCACAUUUCCUUAGUUACCAGAAUUUGGAGUUUGAUCAAUAAUCUAUCAAUAAUCCAAUUAGAUUUGGACUUUCAUUGGGCAUAUUUCCUAAACAUGGUUUCUCUUAUAAAUGUUCAGAACACACUGUUUUCCUUUGUCAAACUGAGUUCAGUGUUGUUCCCUAAAGCUGUCUUUAUCUUUCCAGGCUAUGCAUAUAUUCCACCAUUUAAUCACCCAGAUAUCUGGUAAGAACAAUUUCUAUUUAUAAUUAUAAUAAAUCAAAUGGUGUUCAACAUUCUUAGAAAUUUAAGUAUCUCAACCCUUUUGUUACUUCUUGUAGCUGAAUUGGAAGGGCGCAAUUUUGACCAAAAGUUGCACUUAAGAGAGCAAAUAAUAGGAACUCUACACGGAAGAUCAUACAAAAUUUCCUUGAAGUCACUUCCUCCUUUUUCUGCUGAUUUUGAUCACAUUCCUUUGCAAACCAGUCAUAACGUGCCUUUACUCUGCAGGGAGGGUGUGGCCUCUGUUAUUCACGAAUCAGCUGAACAGCUGCCAGAGAAGCCAGGCAUUGUUGUGGUAUCUGUUGGUGGAGGGGGACUGUUGUCUGGGGUGCUACAAGGUAUGCACAAUGUAGGGUGGACUGAUGUCCCUGUUGUUGCCAUGGAGACUAAAGGAGCAGACAGUUUUAACGCAUCUGUUCAAGCAGGGGAGCUUGUUACAUUAGAUGCUAUUACAAGGUUUGUGGAAAAGAAAACUAAACAGUUAAGCGCAUUGCAGAUGUCUAGCAUAGGGUCCAAGUGUAAGUGACUACCUACCACAUUCCAGGGAGUGAGGUUGCUUCUGCAAGCAAACACUUCCAGAAUACCGCAUCUUUCCUUGAAUGAUAGCUAACAUUUCAUUUGGAACCUCUGAUAAGAGAACGAUCCGACGUUAAACGCUUGUGGUUGAAAUCGGUUAUUUUGCUAUUGCUUUUGCUGACUUUGAUCCUCCGCAGGCAACCACUAAACAUGACCCAGCUUAAUUCGCUCACGGCCAUCUGAGAAGGGUGGGGUUGGGAUGAAGGGCUACCUCCACAGCCAUCUGAGUAGGGUGGGGUGGAGAUAAAGGUUGACCUCCCCUCGGACAGAAAGGGAAGGGAGAUCUCAGUUACGUGAUUGUAAAAAAUUCCAUUUACGAAAAAUGACGCUAGAGUCCAAACUCCAUAGAAAGUAUUAUUAAACUUGUUAAAUGAACCACAACAUUCGGCUAAAUUGAAAACUCCGAAAGUUCUUAAAAAUUCCAAACAAAGGGGUUACAAAUUUGCGCUAACGACAGCUCAAAAACAACUAACUAAACUCCGUAAAACAAAACAACAAAAGUACGUGAAAAUGUCCAAGUCAGUUUUCCAAUGUCAAGGUGAGAGUUCUUUGACGUGAUCGGCUAAUUUGUGAAAUCACGCGCGCCGCACAUGAAUACAAAAAGGAUACAAAGGUGGGAGAGGAAGAGAAAAUUUGUAAACGAAAUAGAUUUUUUACAGUGGUGAUUUCCAUUCUGACAUUAUCAAAGUUGUUUUACCUGUUGUAUUUAUCAUCAGCGUUGCGAAGUGUUUAGGUGCAAGAAGAGUAGCAGCAAAUGCACUUGAAUGGACCAAGAACCACACCAUUAUAAGUCAUGCGUGUACUGACAAGGAAGCUGUCUUGGCAUGCGACAAAUUUGCAGGUAGCGAUUUUUGAGUAUUUCUUCUUUUAGGUUAAGAUCGUCACCGUGAAGGAAUUUUCUUAACCUCUUAUUCGUUUUCUUUUGAUAGUUUUUCUCGCAAUCACUGUCUCUUUGUCAUUAAAGCAAAUAGACCCGUUCGGCGAUUGUUGUUAGGCCUUAAUUCUUUAAGAGUUACUGUCAUCUGAAAUCUCCUUACAGUAUCACCCUUGAAUUAAAUAAAAAGGUCACGAGAAUAAAGAAAAUGUUUGCCAACCCAAGGAGCUUUGAUUGUAAAACGAAUUCUCCUGGUAAAUUAGACUGAGGAGAAUUGGAUGUUAGAUCAAGUCGUACUUCGUCAGUUUGCGCCAUGUCUGACAUGAAAUCCUCAUUGCUUUCGUUUCAGAUGAUCACCGCAUGUUAGUAGAACCAGCUUGUGGCGCGGCCUUGGCAUGUGUGUAUGAACGACUUUUCAAAGUGUGGCAAGAGCAAGGAAAGCUUGGGGAACUAAAAUCGGCUCUUGUCAUUGUCUGCGGGGGAAAUUUAGUGUCGUUGAAAGCAAUGAAAGAAUGGAAAGACCAACUUGGGCUUAGUUAA
Molecule: messenger RNA, 6478 nt
Organism: Pocillopora meandrina
Lineage: Eukaryota; Metazoa; Cnidaria; Anthozoa; Scleractinia; Pocilloporidae
Source: the annotation of a GenBank genome assembly